UCAACGUGGAGACUCAUGACGAGCCGAUUCGGCCGCCUCUCUUUUCUUCUCGCGCGAUCAAUUUGGUCACCGUCGCUUCAUCCGUCGUUUCCCAUUCGCCCAAGAGGGAUCGUCAUCUCUCCUCUCUCCCGAAUCGUUCGUUAGUCGUGGAUGGUAUGGAUUGACGGGUGAUGAAUCGCAUCGUCACGAACCCAAUCACCGUGCGGAUUACCAUUUCGUGACUCCUCGUUGCGACCGAACGUUGUGGCACCGCUUGACGGGGCGGACGUCGACGACCCCUCCAAGGCUGAAUCAGAAACGAGUAGAGGCGUAGCGUCUGCGGUGGAGAAUCCCAAGCUCGAUAAGAGCGGUCCUGCUUCUUCGAUUUCCACCAGGAAUCCCACGUCCUGCCUCCUUCCGCGUUAGAUUGGAGUAGGGUUUCAAGAACUCAAGGGUUACGAUCGCCAUUGCGUAGCUGAAUUGAUCUGUCAAAGUCUUUUCUUUAAUCGGUUCUCUAGAGCUAUCGCGAUUUCUCGAUCUGUCGCUCACUACCAGCGCACCUCAAGGUCAAAAAAUAGAACUUGACAAUGAGGCUGUUGAAGGUGGCAUCAUGUAACCUAAACCAAUGGGCCAUGGAUUUUGACAACAAUCUGCAGAAUAUCAAAGAUUCAAUCUCGAGGGCUAAAGAAGCGGGUGCUAGAAUUAGGAUAGGUCCAGAGCUUGAAGUUACUGGUUAUGGCUGUGAAGAUCAUUUUCUGGAGCAAGACACUGUUUCUCAUGCAUGGGAAUGCUUGAAGGAUAUUCUUUUAGGCGAUUGGACUGAGGAUAUACUGUGUAGUAUAGGUAUGCCUAUAAUUCAUGCAGGUGUAAGAUAUAACUGCCAGGUUUUCUGCUUGAAUAGAAGGAUACUUAUGAUCCGCCCAAAGAUGGCCCUUGCAAAUGAUGGAAAUUACAGGGAAUUUCGAUGGUUCUCAGCUUGGACUUUUAAAGACAAGCUCAUUGAAUUCCAACUCCCGACAGAUGUCUCUGAGUCCAUAUCACAGCAUUCAGCACCCUUUGGCUAUGGUUACAUCCAGCUUUUAGAUGCAUCUGUGGCUGCUGAAACAUGUGAAGAGCUCUUUACUGCUAAUGCUCCUCGAAUUGCACUAGCAUUAAAGGGCGUUGAGAUUUUUACGAAUGCCAGUGGAAGUCAUCAUCAGCUGAGAAAGCUUAAUCUUCGAAUGGAUGCAAUAAAAAAUGCAACCCGUUUUUGUGGAGGCGUUUACAUGUACAGUAAUCACCAAGGAUGCGAUGGCGGCCGCCUUUACUAUGAUGGAUGUUCUUGCAUUGCUGUGAACGGAGACAUUGUUGCUCAGGGGUCUCAAUUUUCCUUGAAAGAUGUUGAAGUUUCAACUGCCAUUGUAGAUCUGGAUGCAGUAUCUAGUUAUCGGGGAUCUACAAGUAGUUUUAGAGAGCAAGCAAGUCACCAAGAAGAUGUUCCCUCAGUUAGAGCACCAUACAAACUUUGUCAAGCAUUUAAUCUAGGAAUGGUUCCUAGUAGUCCGGUGGAGAUUAGGUAUCAUUGUCCGGAGGAAGAGAUUGCUUUAGGUCCUAGUUGUUGGUUAUGGGACUAUCUAAGAAGAAGUGGAGCAUCUGGCUUUUUGCUUCCUCUUUCAGGUGGUGCUGAUAGUUCUGCUGUUGCAGCCAUUGUUGGUUGCAUGUGCCAACUUGUCAUAAAAGAUAUUGAAGAUGGAGAUGACCAGGUAAAAGCUGAUGCCCUAAGAAUUGGCCAGUAUAAGAAUGGUGAGUUUCCAACAGACAGCAGGGAGUUUGCCAAGCGAAUAUUCUACACUGUCUAUAUGGGAACUGAAAACAGUUCUGAAGCAACUAGAUCUCGUGCUAAGAGGUUGGCAGAUGAAAUUGGUUCAUGGCACCUAAAUGUAGAUAUUGAUAGUGUUGUUUCUGCACUGCUUUCUUUGUUUCAAACUCUUACAGGAAAGCGUCUGCGUUACAAGGUUGAUGGAGGAUCCAAUACAGAGAAUCUAGCACUGCAAAAUAUUCAAGCUCGAGUUAGAAUGGUGCUCGCAUUUAUGCUAGCAUCUCUUAUGCCAUGGGUUCAUAGCAAAUCUGGCUUUUUUCUUGUGUUAGGCAGCUCAAAUGUGGAUGAAGGUUUACGUGGUUACUUGACAAAGUAUGACUGCAGUUCAGCAGAUAUAAAUCCGAUUGGGAGUGUAAGCAAGCAAGAUCUCCGGUCUUUUCUACGUUGGGCUGCAAUUCAUCUUCACUAUCCUUCAUUGGCAGAGGUUGAAGCAGCACCUCCAACCGCAGAACUCGAGCCUAUCCGUUCUGACUAUAACCAGUUGGAUGAAGUGGACAUGGGCAUGACUUAUGAGGAAUUAUCGAUUUAUGGGAGGCUGAGGAAAAUUUUCCGAUGUGGACCUGUGUCUAUGUUUCAGAAUCUGUGUCAUAAGUGGUGCAGUAAAUUAACUCCAUCAGAGGUAGCAGAGAAAGUAAAACACUUCUUCAAGUACUACUCCAUCAAUCGGCAUAAGAUGACAGUGUUGACUCCCUCGUAUCAUGCUGAGAGCUACUCACCUGAAGAUAACAGAUUUGACCUUCGUCAAUUCCUGUACAACUCAAGAUGGCCUUAUCAGUUUCGAAAGAUCGACGAGCUCGUCAAUAAAGCAGCUGAUCAAAGAGCAGCUAAUCUUCCAGAGCAAAGACCAGAAGAUUCAGAUAUCAAGUCGGGCUGCGGAAGUGGCACAGGAGUCGUGGCAGUGGGAUCCAGCAAUCCAAAUGCUGGCCUUUAGGGUAAGAACAUGAUAGAAUUUAGAUGCAGCAGAGCAACAGGUUCUUCUUCUCAUCCUUUUCCUUCGCUUGUACCACCAUUUUCCAUUCACGCUAAUAUCAACUGUUCUUAAAUCUAGUUCAUCUAUUGAUCUCCCGCAAGCCUAACACAGCUUAUGGUUGCAGAAGCUGCGGACAGGCUUACCGACACCACAUCAGAAGUUAUUUAUGUUUGGUCUGACAAAUAAAAAGUCAACCAGUCUCAUUAUUAUUCUCAGGUGCAUGCCUGAGAAUAAUAAUCAAAGAAUAAUUUCUGUAAUUAGCACAAUUAAAUCCCUUUUUUUCCCUGAUUUUACAGAAUUGAAGAUGUGAAUGCAACGUUUUCUCUUUCAAUAAAAGUAUCUGUUUUGACUUUUUUCCAACUCAUGAUGAUGUAUAUUCUUUUCUCAAAAAUUUCUUUUAUUACUCAGGUCAGGUCAGGUCAGAAAAAAGUAACCUUAAUCAUUAUAUAUAUAUAUAUAUAUAUAUAUAUAUAUAUAUAUAUAUAUAUAUAUAUAUAUAUAUAUAUAUAUAUAUAUUACAGAAGGAAUUGUCUUUUUAGUUCAUCUGUCCCUUUGACCAUCCAAAAUAUCGGCUACCAAAGCAGUGGCAAAGAGCAUGACAUGGACAACUCCCACCCAACUAGCAAAAUAUCAAAGGAUGAUCCGAAAUAGUUGGACAAGAAAUCAAUGAAAAUUUUAUAGAUGAGAUUUCUACAAGAAAAAAAGGAAGAAAAAUCUACAAUGUGGUGAGGGGUUCCAAAGAGAUCCUUAUCCUCAUCAUUCCUCUUCGUAUAAAUAGCAAACUCCAUCCGUCUCAUGCUCACCAGAGGAAGCAAAACCACCUCCAAAGAUGCAGGCAGCAGCUCCUCAAACCCAGAGCUGUCGUCGUCACCUCAUCGGAAACCUCCACCAUCGACUACAGCUCCUCCAUCUUCGUGUUUCCCAUGGAGGCGUGUGAGAUACUCGGUGGCGAGGCAUGCAACGCCAGGAUGUUCCCGGAAGCGAAGCUCGCGGCAGCGGCCGGCAGCGGUGGCAGACCGGCCUCCGAGGAGAUCGACAGAGACUACCUCGAGUACAACGAUCCCAAAACUGUGUUCCCUGGCGAGGCGUGCGACGAUCUCGGCGGCGAGUUCUGCCAAGCCGAGUACCAGAAUGGCGUCUUCUGACACGGCAUUACGCAUGCCUGGAGUUGGCUUCCUGUCGACGAUGAAUGAUAGAAACUUGCAGUCGGUCAUAAGACAGCAGCGUAUAGUGCACUGUGUAUAUCUGUGUUCUAAGGAUAUAAGGAAUGAAAGCUAAACUUUGUUACCUAUA
Molecule: messenger RNA, 4100 nt
Organism: Musa acuminata AAA Group (dessert banana)
Lineage: Eukaryota; Viridiplantae; Streptophyta; Magnoliopsida; Zingiberales; Musaceae
Product: glutamine-dependent NAD(+) synthetase-like
Exons: 16
Coding region: 567-2768 (733 amino acids)
Biological process (GO): NAD+ biosynthetic process
Cellular component (GO): cytoplasm
Molecular function (GO): glutaminase activity; ATP binding; NAD+ synthase (glutamine-hydrolyzing) activity
Source: RefSeq, a predicted model, not a curated record